Molecule: messenger RNA, 784 nt
Organism: Owenia fusiformis
Lineage: Eukaryota; Metazoa; Annelida; Polychaeta; Sabellida; Oweniidae
Source: the annotation of a GenBank genome assembly
UUGAGUACUAUAUUUAUAUCAAAUCUAAAAAACCAACUUCACUUAAUGCAAGACUAUUAGCUUGCAUGGAGAAAAGGUUUGAAAUGGGCAAAGGGAACCACUGGAACUAUGUUAAACAUAUUGAUGCUACCCUCAAACUGAUGCAAUUAAGCGGUAUCUCUGAAACUGCCGAAAAUAUUUCGUACAGUUACCAUAAACAGAUAUUAGAUCUCUCAAAAAAGUACAUAAAUGAGGGUAUUUUGGAAAAAAGUAGUCUCAACAAAUACCAUCAACUUAAUCUGAUCCCAAAAAAGGGAAGAGCAACAUACCUUUAUAAUGAUUAUGACUUCCAGUUGUCACGCAUAAAAUUUUUAGCACGUGCUGGUAAGUUUAAUCUAAACUCAGAGAAAUCCAAAUGGAAAAAUCUAAACCCACCCAUUUCACCCUACUGCGAAGAGUGCCCAGAUAAAAUCGAAACCCUGGAGCACAGACUUUUUGAAUGCCCCUCUUAUGAAACUGCGAGAAACAAGUUUUAUUUGGAAAUGAAAAAUCAAGUCCCUAGUCCAGUUUUAGAAGUAUACCUUGAGUCAGAAACAAGCGAUAAAUUAAAAUGGAUAAUAGGCGAUGAGGCCAGGAUUUUAGGUGGACAUGAUAUAAGCGUCACGGUAGAUAGAUUAAAUAAAAUAUUACUGAAGAACAUCUUCUGAUUUUAUAUUUUUAAUGCAUAAUGAAUGUUUUUAAAGUGAUUUUAGUUAAGUUUCUUUAAGCCAUGUAUAUAAAGUUUUAAUUUUUGAGUAUAGACGCA